Molecule: messenger RNA, 258 nt
Organism: Entrophospora sp. SA101
Lineage: Eukaryota; Fungi; Glomeromycota; Glomeromycetes; Entrophosporales; Entrophosporaceae
Source: the annotation of a GenBank genome assembly
AUGUCGAAAGUAACUAGUAAUUCAUUGGAACAAAUUCUACUCGAAAAACUUUCAGCGGAACAUGUUCAAGCUACUGACACCUCAGAUGGGUGUGGUCAAAGUUUUGAAGUGAUUGUAGUUUCCCCAAUAUUCGAGGGUAAGACUCUUUUACAGAGGCAUCAACUGGUGAAUGAAGCAGCUAAAUCAGAAAUUGCACAUCUUCAUGCAUUUUCUCAGAAAACUUAUACUCCGGCUCAAUGGAAAGGAUUACAGAAAUGA